AUGGCAUCUACAGCUAUUCCACAACCAAUGAAGGGACUCCAUGACCCAGUUCCUCCUCCAUUUCUCUCUAAGACUUAUGAUAUAAUAGAAGAUUCACCCACAAACCAUAUUAUUUCCUGGAGUAGAGGAAACAACAGCUUUGUUGUUUGGGAUCCCCACGCCUUUACCACCAGUCUCCUCCCCAGAUACUUCAAGCACAGCAAUUUCUCAAGCUUUGUUAGGCAACUUAACACAUAUGGGUUUAGAAAGGUUAAUCCAGAUAGAUGGGAGUUUGCUAAUGAAUGUUUUCUCAGAGGGAAAAAACAUCUUCUCAAGAAUAUUAGGAGGAGAAAAGCUCCUCAGACUUCUCACCAAGCUGUAACGGCUUGUGUUGAGGUUGGAACAUUUGGAAUAGAUGGAGAAGUUGAUCAAUUAAGGCGAGACAAACAAGUACUGAUGGGGGAACUAGCGAAGCUUAGACAGCAGCAACAGACUACUCAAGCAUGCCUUCAACUUAUGGUACAAAGACUUAAAAGGACUGAGAAUAAACAGCAACAGAUGCUGAGUUUCUUGGCUAGAGCAAUGCAAAAUCCCAACUUUCUGCAGCAACUAGCCCAACAAAAGGACAUGGUGAAAGAAAUUGAAGAGGAGGUUGGUAAAAAGAGGAGGCUACCAAUUGAUCAAGGGUGUAGUGAUGUUGAGGUUGAGGAAUUUCGCCAUCUUGAGGGAGUAGGAGAACUUGCUAAGAUUGAACCUCAGGAGUAUGGUGAUCUUUCUGAGUUUGAAGUUCCAGAAUUUCACAAUCUAACUGAGAACAAGCAAGGACUAGGUGACCAACUGGUCAACUUGGAGGAAGAUUGUAUUGAGAGAGGAGAAGAAUAUGGAAAUAAAGGUAAAGAAAUCGAUGAGGGUUUCUGGGAAGAUUUAUGGAACGAGGAUAUUGACGAAGAAAUAGCAAUAUUGGGUGGUGAAGGUGAAGAUGAGGAAGAUGUAUACGUGUCGGUUGAGCAGCUUGGUUAG
Molecule: messenger RNA, 999 nt
Organism: Dovyalis caffra
Lineage: Eukaryota; Viridiplantae; Streptophyta; Magnoliopsida; Malpighiales; Salicaceae
Source: the annotation of a GenBank genome assembly